GUCCUGAUCUGGAACCUGGACAUCGGGGAGCCGGUGAAGAUGAUCGACUGCCACACGGACGUGAUCCUGUGCAUGUCCUUCAACACGGACGGCAGCCUCCUGGCCACCACCUGCAAGGACAAGAAGCUGCGCGUGGUGGAGCCGCGCUCCGGGCGGGUCCUGCAGGAGGCCAGCUGCAAGAACCACCGUGUCAACAGGGUGGUGUUCCUGGGCAGCACCAAGAGGCUGCUCACCACGGGCGUGUCCCGCUGGAACACGCGGCAGAUCGCCCUGUGGGACCAG
Messenger RNA from Manacus vitellinus (golden-collared manakin), 282 nucleotides. RefSeq names its product coronin-2B. Gene Ontology annotation, molecular function: actin filament binding. The annotation marks the transcript as partial. The record is from RefSeq and is a predicted model, not a curated record. Lineage: Eukaryota; Metazoa; Chordata; Aves; Passeriformes; Pipridae. Gene Ontology annotation, biological process: actin filament organization. The transcript has 2 exons.